GCUGCUGUGACCAUGUGGAAGGCAAUCGUCUCCUCAAGCAGAGCUGCGGAGAAGGUGAUGCCAGAGCUGCUGUGCGUGCUGGAGGACUGGCCGCUGCACAGCACAUCCACCUCUGACAAGGACAACUCAGACAUCUUUUCCCUGGCUGCAACCAGAGCACUGUGGGAGAUCAUCCAUCUGCCCCACCAUCCAGAGGCAAUGAUGAUGUAUUUCCCCCGCCUCUUUGUGGCUCUGCUAUUCCAAAUCUUCUCCAGCACAGCGCAGAUGCCAGUAGAGGUCAAUACCUUCUGGAGGAGAUGCCAGCAGGAGCACUGCCUUCCCACCAAGCCCAACAGAUUCGUGGUGCAGACCAUGAAAUCACUGCUCUGCCAUCUUGAGUAUGAGGAUGUGGUGCAUGAAGUUGAACGUGAGUGUGGCUGGGACAUAUUCCUCAACAUUGAGAACCACCACUAUGCAGUGGGUCUGCUGGCCAGAGCAAUGCUCAGGGUCUCACAGUGCUUGUGUUACCGGAUUGCACGCUACCUGUUCAGGCUGCUCUGCAGAGAGGAGGCUCGCUGGGAAUUCCCUGCCGUGACAUUCUUUGUUGAGCUCCUGCCUUGCCUUAACAUAAAGGAAUGGGGUGAACGCAUCCUGCAACUUUUCCCAAUCUACCUCAGGAGAGAUUGCAGAGAGAUGCGUCUCCUGCUGCUCAGAUGCCUCCUGGUGCUCUGCAAGAGACCCUCUAUGGCCAACUCAAUCAUGGCCCUGACUGAAUGCCUCACAGAGGUACUGAAGGAUAAAGACGGAGAGGUGGUGGGCCUGACCCUUUCUGUGCUCAGCGAGGUGCUCCAGGACCCAGACGUGCCAGUUGCCAGUUCCAUUGUUGUGCAGCUGGCUGAGGCACUCCUGCCACUAUUUGAGAACGACACUAGCCAUGUGCAGCUCCUCUCCAUUCGCCUCUUUCAAGUGCUAAUGGAGUUGGUAGCGAAAGAGGGAAAAAAGCUCCUGGAGAAGAAUGUGCGCCAGAGCCUGUUCCUACUGUUCCGCCACUUGCAUGAUGAGAACCAGUGUGUGGCACAGGCUUUUUGGGAAACUCUGCUUCAAGCUAACACGUUCCUGCAGGAGAGGAAGCUCGAGCAACUGUUGGAAAAGACAUGGAGCGCUGACAAGUCCCUGGUGCCAACCAUUGUGAAGGACAUGUACCAAUGGCUCACAUUCAUCAUGGAUGUAUCUGCUGAGCACAGACUGGACAAGACCCUUCAGGAGAUGAGCCUUGCACAGUCUCAUGAUGUGGUGGUGACCCUUCUGCGCUGCGCCCCAUCGUGUGACAG
Molecule: messenger RNA, 1310 nt
Organism: Neopelma chrysocephalum (saffron-crested tyrant-manakin)
Lineage: Eukaryota; Metazoa; Chordata; Aves; Passeriformes; Pipridae
Product: maestro heat-like repeat-containing protein family member 7
Exons: 9
Cellular component (GO): cytoplasm
Source: RefSeq, a predicted model, not a curated record